Prunus mume (Japanese apricot) is the source of this 813-nucleotide messenger RNA. The record is from RefSeq and is a predicted model, not a curated record. Lineage: Eukaryota; Viridiplantae; Streptophyta; Magnoliopsida; Rosales; Rosaceae.
AUGGGAUUCUCAGUUUUAUUGGGAUUUUUGGUUUCCAAUCCUAAUCCUAGUUGGAAAAUGCAAGUUCUAUAUAUACCUCCGCUUCUCACCCUAUCAAAUGUGCACUCUGCAACUCAUUACAUCACAGCAGCAAGUUUGCAAAAUAUUUGUGAUCCAAAUCGAAUUGUUCUGUUUUCAGACAGCUUAGGUGAGAAAAUCCUGCUCCUAGCCAUGAGUUCCUUCAAUCAAGCAGAGCCAACCCAAAAUGACUUGCUGGCCAAGCUACCACCACCGGCCAUGGUUAACAACAAAAACCCAGCCACUGUCGAAAUCACUGCUGAGCAAAUUCUCCGUGAGGCACGUGAUCUCCAGCUUCUCCAUAAUGAAUUCGUGGAGGGUGCUAGGGCGAUUUACGAGCAAUCUGUACAAUGUCAACCAAAUCAAAUUCAGGCUUGGAUGAGGGAGGUGUAUGAGAGGGCACUGGAGAAGGUAGACCUAGCUGAUUUUAAUGAGGCAGCAGAGCAGUUGCUGGUGGCUUUUGCCGAAUUCGAAGAGCAGUGCAAAGAAAUCUUGCGUGCAAUGUGUAUAUACAAGUUCGCUCUUGAUCAUUUACCAAAAGGACGGGGCAUGGAUUUAUAUAGCAAAUUUGUACUUUUUAGGAAGCGUCAUGGGGUCAGACUAGGGAUUGAAGAUGCCCUUGAGAGAGAGAUGAUGUCUCUGGAGAUCAAGAUAAUAUUAGCUGCCUACAGGUGGAAGAAGGAACAAGUUUCUUCUCACGAUAUUGGAAGCGGCCUACAGGAGGAAAGAGGAACAAGUUUAUUCUCAAGAUUUUGA